Nomascus leucogenys (northern white-cheeked gibbon) is the source of this 2213-nucleotide messenger RNA. RefSeq names its product RNA pseudouridine synthase D4 (gene RPUSD4). Gene Ontology annotation, biological process: pseudouridine synthesis. The record is from RefSeq and is a predicted model, not a curated record. Gene Ontology annotation, molecular function: pseudouridine synthase activity; RNA binding. NCBI's taxonomy places the organism in Eukaryota, Metazoa, Chordata, Mammalia, Primates, Hylobatidae.
CGCUCUUCUCCACGUGGUCUUGGCUCGCCCCUCCCUUCCUGGUGAGAUGGCGGCGCCCAAAUGGAGUGCGUCGGGCCUCUGGAUCCGGGGAAACGGCCAGGGUUUCGGGAGUAUCUUCACUCCCGUCUCAAAGCCAUUUUGUUCCGCUGCCGCUGCUUCUACGUCCAUAAAUGCUCAGAGAUUAGCGGAGAGGCUCCGAGCCCAGAAACGGGAACAAGACACAAAGAAGGUGCCGGUGUCCACAAACGCUGUUCAGCGGAGAGUGCAAGAAAUAGUGCGGUUCACACGGCAGCUGCAGCAAGUCCACCCCAACGUGCUUGCUAAGGCACUGACCCGAGGAAUUCUCCACCAGGACAAGAAUCUUGUGGUCAUCAAUAAGCCCUACGGUCUCCCUGUGCAUGGUGGCCCUGGGGUCCAGCUCUGCAUCACUGAUGUACUGCCUAUCCUGGCAAAGAUGCUUCAUGGCCACAAGGCAGAGCCCUUGCAUCUGUGCCACCGGCUGGACAAGGAAACCACAGGCGUAAUGGUGUUGGCUUGGGACAAGGACAUGGCACAUCAAGUCCAAGAGUUGUUUAGAACCCGUCAGGUGGUGAAGAAGUACUGGGCCAUCACUGUGCGUGUCCCCAUGCCCUCAGCAGGAGUCGUGGACAUCCCCAUUGUGGAGAAGGAGGUGCAAGGCCAGCAGCAACACCACAAGAUGACAUUGUCCCCGAGCUACCGUGUGGAUGAUGGGAAAAUGGUGAAAGUGCGGCGCAGCCGGAAUGCACAAGUUGCUGUAACUCAGUACCAGGUGCUCAGCAGCACUCUCUCCUCCGCCCUCGUGGAGCUCCAGCCCAUUACUGGAAUAAAACAUCAGCUUCGAGUUCACUUGUCUUUUGGAUUGGAUUGUCCAAUCCUUGGUGAUCACAAGUACUCAGACUGGAAUAGGUUGGCCCCCCAGAAGCUGUCCGUGGGCACCCUGAAGAAGCUGGGGCUGGAACAGUCGAAGGCCCGCUACAUCCCCCUUCACCUGCACGCCCGGCAGCUGAUCCUGCCUGCCCUGGGGUCCAGGAAGGAGGAACUCAACUUGGUCUGCAAACUUCCUCGCUUCUUUGUACAUUCCCUGCACCGCCUGCGUUUAGAGAUGCCAAAUCAGGAUCAAAAUGAGAACAGUGAAGCCAAGUGUCCGGGAGCACAGUGAAGACUGUGGGAGCACCCUGGCACCUGGGAGCACAGUGAAGACCGUGGGAGCGCCCUGGCACCUGGGAGCACAGUGAAGACCCUGAGAGCACCCUGGCACCUGGGAGCACAGGUUGGCCCCUGAACUGUUUUUUGUUUACAGGACUCUGCUAACUUCUCACUUGGAACAGACUCCAUAAGAGCUAGGUGAGAUAAGGUGAAGCAGCUUAGCUGCUACAGGGCUUUUGAUGGAGAACAAAGUCUAUUUACUGGUAAUUUGGCUACACUGUGGAAAAGCCUGCUGGACGUCUCCCUGCCGUGGGCUCUCAUUGCCAAUAUGGAACAGAGCCCAGGGCCAGGCAGACUGGGGCAGUGACUGGAAAAGGAAAACUAAAGGACAGAAUCCAGGAUCAGGAACUGUUUUUAUCCAGCAGUGAAGCUCUUGAGCUUCUUAGGAAGGUUCCUGUGGUUGGAAAGAACAUAAUGGUUAACAAAUAUGACAGCAUCCAGGGAUUGCCCAGCUAUAGUGUGGGUGCCCUACUGCACUCUGAUUAUGGAACCUGUAAAAGAGUGUUGAGUGUGAGGUUGAGGUGGGACAUUUGCUGAGCAAGGAGAGCCGAUGUGAGUGGCAGGCAGAUAACAUGCAUACAUGAAGCUGGCUGGGUGUAGGCAGUAGCGGGGAGCGGCAUGCUAUCUAACAGUUGUUAGUUCCAGCUGGUUGUUGCCAUAUGGGAAAGGAUUUUCUCAUUUAUUUCUUCAGAGAAGCUGGAAACCUAGAUAUUUAUGCGAAACCUCCCAGUGUAUUGCUAACUAAAUCGAAUUUUUAAAGAUGCUUAGGCAGCUAAGCAAAUAAUACUUGCAGGUUGAAUUUGGUCUACAGGCUAUCAGUUUGCAGUCUAUGUUGAAUGAAUGGUAUAGAAGUUUGGGGAAAGGUGCCAUCUUGAAAAUUCUGGAUCAGUGGUUGGCAUUUUAGUUGCAUGUAGUAUGUAUCCUUUCUAGACUUGGAGAUGGCUUUGGUUGGUCCGUGAAUGUGUAGUUAUGAGAGUGCUGCCAUU